Molecule: messenger RNA, 5830 nt
Organism: Chelonia mydas (Green sea turtle)
Lineage: Eukaryota; Metazoa; Chordata; Testudines; Cheloniidae
Gene: KLHL2
Product: kelch like family member 2
Exons: 15
Coding region: 2898-4751 (617 amino acids)
Molecular function (GO): protein binding
Source: RefSeq, a predicted model, not a curated record
AGCCUGUGGAUCUGAAAGAUGAUAAUACUGAAAAACACUGCCCUGUUACAGUGAAUCCUUGGCAUAUGAAGAAAGCUUUCAAAGUUAUGAAUGAAUUAAGAAGUUAUUAUUGUUGGAGAUAUUCAUUCAUGGAUUUGUGUAUGUACAGUGAAAUCGAUAUUGACCAACAUUUACUGAUAAAAAUCUAAUCCUUCCAAGCCUGCUUAUGGGGUAUGAAAAACAUCUGAAGAAUUUUGUUUGUUUCAGUGGCGCUAUCUGUUGCACAGUAUAUUCCAAAUAGGUUCAGUUAAGAGGUCACUUUUCACAUAGGCCUCUUAUGCACCAAGAAAUUUUUGUUGUCAAGUUUCCAACCAUUGCAACACUGGAAGCCCUGUGUUGAUACUGUUCUUAGUAUCAUGUCAAUUAGAAUAUUUAGUAAGAGAACUAGGUGAUGUGGUACUCAAAACUGUUUAUAGCUGGUCUUACAACAGUUGCUGACGCAAAAUUUUUGCAGAAUUUCCCUACUAUAGACAAAGCCUGAGAUUUUAAACUUCAUAUACCUACCUUUCUUCCCUACCUUACCUAAAAAUAUUAACCUCUUUUGGCAUAAAACAACAAUUUGUAUCUCUUAGUAAAGUUUGCCUCAAUAUUUGAUCCUCACUCGUUGCAUGUGGCUAUGUGUUCUUGCUGCUACUGACACUGUGGCCAUAUUUAGUUAUUUAUUGAACUUUGACAGUUUGUGCCACUCCGGACAAACAUGGAGAUAGUCCCUGCCCCAAAGAGAUUGCAAUCUACAUCACGCCGACCGUAUAGUAAAAGACAUUAUACAUAGCCUGAGAGUAAGCUAUCCCCUUCUAAGUGUUCCUGCCCAUCCUUACACUGCUGACCAAACUGAAUGGCUGUCAUGCUACUCCCUACCACAUUUCUUGUUCCUCCAAGGAUUAUGGUAACCAGAUUCACAACCUCAAGGAAUGUGGCAGAGCUGCAGGGUCAAGUGAGUGAUUUUUUUGGAGAGGAGGGAGAGUGUAGAAAUAGAGGUCACGUCUAAGAAUGAAUCGUAGGUUGUAUCGUGCCCACAAGUAACAAACCCAAUCUCAGUUUUGCUGUUUCAUUAUAGGCAAAGGGAGGUGACUUCCCAGCAGAGUUCAUUGUUGAAGGCCCUGGAUUAUUAUUUUAAAAAUGUACUUCAAUUUUCAGGAUUUAUUAAAGUCAGGAUUGCUGUUGAGAGAGUACAAGCAGUUUUUAUUUUGUAUUUAGAAACAAUUGAGAAGUUUAAAUGGGAAUGGUGCCAAGCAAAUCUCAACUAUAGUUGCAUUUAGUAGUGUAGCUGCCACAAAUGUUUACUGAUGAUACUGAAAGGUAGCUUCAGUUUGAGUAAAACUUGUGUCAAAAUUUUAGGACCUUGUCAGGUCACAUAAUAUUUGUAUUUGCAUUCCUUUUGGAUUUGAAAUAAUAAACUUAAUUAUUUUAAGCUUGACUUCAGAACAGUUGGCUUAAUUAGAUUUAUUUGACUGUUUCCUCUAGACUCUAAUAGAAAGUAUGAAAAACUCCAUAUUAGUGCACCUUAGUUUGACGAUGUGUUGCAUAAUGAAUUUCCUUGAGUUUUAAAUUUGUUGCCUUUUAACUUAAGAUCUGUUUUCAUAUUAUGGGAACUAUUUAGUAGGCGUUUGAUCCUCUUUGAAAGUAUUCAUUAUUAUUUACUAAACCUCUAACUUUCCCUUGCUUGUCUUUCCAAAUGAAAUUAUCCUAAACGUUUUAAUCUUUCUAUGGAAACCUUCUUUAUGUCUUUGACUGCCGUUACACAAGACCACUGAAGGACGCUAUCAGCUUUGAGAAUGAGUUGACUACAAGACAUUAUAUUGUUCAAAAUAAGGCAGUAUCUUUAAGUAGCCAUUUUUUCUAUUAUUGAGUAUUUUUUUUAAUACUGCCUCCCAGCUCACACUUUCUUUCAUUUGUGCAGCAAUCUAAGCAAAUAUCUUUUGAGAUAUGUGCACCUCAGUAGACAUUUCCUGUAAGGUUAUAACUAUUUAAGAAUCCCUCAGCAUGAACACUUAAAUUCUUUUCAAUAUGUAUAACCUUUCACUUGCCUACAUUGAAUCUUGGUUGAUGUCAAGUUACCCAUUUACCCGGUUUUGUUAUAUCUUAUCAAUGGUUUUCACAAUCCUUACAGUUUUUAACUAAUCUGAAUAAUUUUGUCCUUGGUAAAUCUUGCCACUUCAUAAGUCACAAUCUCCUCUAAGUAGAUGUCAAAUAUGCUUAACAUCGAUCCUAGUGUUGAUCACUGGGACACCCAUCUACUAACUCUUACACACCAACGUUAAGUCUUCAGUUAAAACGCUACAGCAGCACAGCUGCAGCAGUGAUUCGGUGUAGACCCUACCUACACUGAAGGGAGAGGUUCUUAAUUCACCUCCUUAAGAGGCGGUAGCUUGGUUGAUGGAAGAAUUGUUCCGUUGACCUACUGCUAUUUACACUGGGGGUUAGGAUGGCAUAGCUACAUCUCUCAGGGGUGUGGAUUUUGUGGAUCUGCUAUGCAGAUGUAAGUUCCCCCCCAAAAAUUGAAAAUUGUCCAUUUAGCCCCUACAAAUUGUCCAUUUAGUCCCUGUCUUUAUGCCUCGCAGUAAUCUGUUUUUAUCGUGAUGGAACUUCUCUUACUCAUGCCUCCCAAACAGCUUUAAUAGCUGAUAAACAAGGACUUUCAAAAGCAUUCUAAUUGGAAAAUGGUUAAUAUUACAAAACCUAGACUGAUUUCUUAUAUUGCAUAUGUACCAAGCUAUGUUACCCUUUUGUAGACUCUGAUUCUGCAGCUGAGAAGCUUGUCACAGAAUUGCUUCAGAGUGUACCCUUUCAUUAUUAAAAAAAAAAAAAAAGUCACUUAAUUUUCUAGUGUAGACAAGCCCUAAGUCUUUAGCAAAGUUAUGAAUGUAAGUUCCCAGGUUUGCCAUUUGAAGGUGUCGUGCAGGUUUCCUUUGAGGUCAAGAACUGAGAGGUUAGAUAUUGAGAGUUUUUUGAAAAGUUUGCCCAUGGGUGACAAGGUGUUUUUGUUGUUUAUCGUUUUUCUAUGUGAGUUCUGUCGAGAAUAUAGUGAUUGCCUGACUUCCCCCAAGUCGUCGUUGGGGCAUUUGAUGCACUGGAUGAGUCAAAACUUGUUGUGUGAUGUGACGAUAGUAGCUGAAGACAUGGAAAUUGCAGCUCAUAGAGUCGUGCUAGCCGCUUGCAGCCCUUACUUCCAUGCCAUGUUUACAGGUGAAAUGAGUGAGAGUCGAGCAAAGAGAGUUCGAAUAAAGGAAGUGGAUGGCUGGACACUGAGAAUGCUUAUUGAUUAUGUUUACACUGCUGAAAUUCAGGUUACAGAAGAAAAUGUACAGGUACUUCUCCCAGCAGCUGGUCUGUUACAGUUGCAGGAUGUGAAGAGGACUUGCUGUGAGUUUUUGGAAUCCCAGCUUCAUCCGAUCAACUGCUUAGGGAUUCGUGCUUUUGCUGACAUGCAUGCAUGCACAGAUCUAUUGAACAAGGCCAACAAGUAUGCAGAACAGCAUUUUUCUGAUGUCAUACUUAGUGAAGAAUUCCUCAACCUUGGCGUAGAACAGGUGUGCAGUUUAAUAUCCAGUGACAAACUUACAAUUGCGUCAGAGGAGAAGGUUUUUGAAGCAGUGAUAGCAUGGGUAAACCAUGACAAAGAUGUGAGGCAGGAGCUAAUGGCACGUUUGAUGGAACAUGUUCGGCUGCCUUUGCUUUCCCGAGAAUAUUUAGUUCAGAGGGUUGAAGAGGAGACGCUGGUAAAGAACAGCAGUGCAUGUAAAGAUUACCUCAUUGAAGCUAUGAAGUAUCACUUACUGCCAACUGAGCAACGAGCAUUGAUGAAAAGUACUCGAACCAGACUGAGAACACCUGUAAGCCUUCCAAAGUUGAUGAUGGUGGUUGGAGGACAAGCACCAAAGGCCAUCCGUAGCGUGGAAUGCUAUGACUUUAAAGAAGAGCGCUGGCAUCAGGUGGCUGAAUUGCCUUCCAGAAGAUGUAGAGCAGGCAUGGUGUACAUGGGUGGACUAGUUUUUGCUGUCGGUGGUUUCAACGGCUCUUUAAGAGUUCGCACAGUAGAUUCCUAUGAUCCAGUGAAGGACCAAUGGACCAGUGUUGCUAAUAUGCAAGAUAGGAGAAGCACCUUGGGAGCUGCUGUAUUAAAUGGACUCUUGUAUGCUGUAGGAGGAUUUGAUGGGAGUACAGGUUUAUCAUCCGUAGAAGCUUAUAAUAUGAAGACUAAUGAAUGGUUUCAUGUAGCUCCAAUGAACACAAGAAGGAGUAGUGUUGGUGUAGGUGUUGUUGGAGGUAUUCUGUAUGCUGUAGGUGGCUAUGAUGGGGCGUCACGUCAGUGCCUUAGUACGGUGGAAUGCUAUAAUUCUAGUACAAAUGAGUGGACCUAUGUGGCAGAAAUGAGCACUAGACGGAGUGGAGCAGGUGUUGGUGUGUUAAACAACUUAUUGUAUGCAGUAGGUGGUCAUGAUGGUCCUUUGGUUAGAAAAAGUGUUGAAGUAUAUGAUCCUGCCACCAGUACAUGGAGGCAGGUUGCAGAUAUGAACAUGUGCAGAAGGAAUGCAGGGGUUUGUGCUGUAUAUGGCCUGUUGUAUGUAGUUGGAGGAGAUGAUGGUUCCUGUAACUUGUCAACAGUGGAAUAUUAUAACCCAACAACUGAUAAAUGGACAGUUGUGUCCUCUUGUAUGAGUACUGGAAGGAGCUAUGCAGGUAGUGUUACAGUUAUUGACAAACCAUUAUGAACAGCGAAAAGAUUUUCAACUUAAUUAUGUACUAAGGGCCGGCUUCAACAAGUGUUUUUGAAGUGACUGAGAAUCAAAGCACUUCUCUACUUGUAGCUGCACAUUGAGUCACAGUGGAAGAUGUGACGGUCUGCAAUUACGUAUGACAGAUAAUGAAGAUUACUCUAGGUAGAAGCAACGUGUAGGAUUAUUCUGCAUUGAGCAGCAGCUGACUGAAUUUUUAUAAAUGCUAGUGGACCACAGUUUUUAUUUGCAAGGCCUUCGAACAAAAAAUCACUUUCAAAAGGACCAAUUCAUGUCAGUUGUGACUGACAAAUGGAUUAUUCAGUGAAGAAUGGUAAAGUGAUGUGUAUUCUGGUGAAAGUAAAUUUUUGUCUUAUUUUUUCCCAGAGACUGUAGAUCCAUGAACUGUAAGUCUUCAGGAUGGGUACUGAAUCCCACUUCAGUAGUACAAGCUGGCAUGGGAGUAAACAUGUUUUGUUUUUAAUAACAGUUUUCAUUACAUGAAUAUAGUGUGUGUGUGUGAGUAUAGGUUGCUUUCCAUUAACACUCUUCAGAACUUGAUUAUAUUAUUUAUAAUUGGCAAAGUACUUUGAAUUAUGUCAGUACUCUAUGUUGUAAAACAGGGUUGUAUUUUUUUUAUAAUAAUGCUUAACACUACUAAAUGCCAUUUAAAGAGAAUGGAGAAGACACAGCAUUUCUUGAAUGGUAUAAUGCCAAAAUCUUUUAUGAAAAAGUUUAGUUGCCUGUAUUUAUUUAAGAUUUUUCUUUGUUUAAUCUUGGUCAUGUUUAGGUGAAUUCCUUUACUACCUUUUUAUCAAAAGGUGGUUAUUUGGCAUGAACAUAACUGCAAGUUUAUAAUGAAUGUAUGGAAUUCAACUGAGCUUGCAUGGUAUUAAGAACUAUCUAUGUGUAACUUAGCUGCUAUUAACAAAUAUGAAAAAAUUUACUCUAUGUGCCCAUGUUUGUGGAGCAACUAUCGUUUUUAUUCAUGGAUGACCUUUUAAAUAUGACCAAAACUAUUGUACGCUUUGAGCUAUUUUCUUUAAAUAAUAAAAGUUUGUAUAUUUGUUUCAUAA